Molecule: messenger RNA, 1725 nt
Organism: Ilyonectria robusta
Lineage: Eukaryota; Fungi; Ascomycota; Sordariomycetes; Hypocreales; Nectriaceae
Product: major facilitator superfamily domain-containing protein
Exons: 2
Coding region: 1-1725 (574 amino acids)
Biological process (GO): transmembrane transport
Molecular function (GO): transmembrane transporter activity
Source: RefSeq, a predicted model, not a curated record
AUGUCGCCCUCGCGAGCGAAACCCCCCGCGCGCACAACCUCGUCCGGCUCGUUCCACGCCGGAGCCCCGAUUCCCACGCUCACCACUGCGCGCCGCAAUGCCUCGCCUCGCUAUCAGACCUUCCCCGAUACCCCGCCCAAGACACCACUCACGCCGCCGUCCGAUGCCAGCUCCGACGUCUCCGAGGCCGAUGCGGACGAGACGCCGCUGCCGGUCCGUCAAUUGCUGCUCCUCGCCUUCCUAUCGCUCGCCGAACAGACGGCCCUCAACUCCAUCGGCCCUUAUCUGCCCGAGAUGGUCGCCCACAUGCCCGGCAUCCCGCCCAACGAGAGCGGCCUCUACGUCGGCACCCUCGCCAGCGCCUUUGCCCUGGCCCAGCUGUCGACAAACUUCCUCUGGGGCUACGCCUCGGACCGCAUUGGCCGCAAGCCCGUGCUGUUGAUGGGCACCUUCUCGCUCAUGUGCUGCUUCUGCGUCUUUGGCCUGUGCAAGGAGUACUGGCAGAUUGUCGUCGUCCACGUCGCCAUGGGAUUGCUGAACGGCAACGCCGCCUGCGUGCCGACCGUCUUGGGCGAGGUCACCGACCGCUCCAACCAGAGCAAGGCCUUUACAUAUCUCCCCGUCAUCUACUCGCUCGGCGGCAUCACAGGCCCAGCUCUGGGAGGGCUGCUGGUUGGGAAAACAGGCGCGGAAUAUCCCUUUCUGGGACCAAACAUUCUCGCUGCCGUGUUACUGGCCUGCAGUCUCAUUGCCGUGGGAAUCUGGUUCGAGGAGACGUUGGACGAUGCCGAUGACAGCUUCGUGAAGCCUGCUUGGGUUGAGAAGCUCACGUCUCUGUUUUCCAGGAAAAAGUUAGAGCCGCGCCGCGAUUCUUGGAUUGCACGUUGGCCCCGCGGCCGCUCUCACAAUGAACCGCUGCUCUCUUCGGGCGAUUCUACCUCCGAGGAUGACGAGGACGACGACGAAACCGACCUCCGAAGUCUAGACGACGAAGACGCCAAAUCGGAUUCGCCCAAAUCCGCAUGGCGCCAUCUCAGCGGCACCACGUUCCUGCUCCUCUGCACCUACCUCGUGUUCCAGCUCUCCAACAUUUCCUUCAACAGCCUGUAUCCAAUCUUCGCCGAUACCCCGCCCCCCGCCGGUCGGGAUUUGCUCCCCAGCAAGAUCGGAAUCAGCCUCAGUCUUGCCGGCGUUGCCACGAUUCUCUUCCAGGCGUUCCUCUUCCAGCCGCUCAAGGCCAGGGCCGGCAACCUGGGCACAUAUCAAAUCGGGCUGCUCGGAAUUGGAAUCGCCAUGAUCAUGAUGCCCUGGGUUGGCUACAAGGACGAUGCCCCGCUAUUUGGACUGGGUAGCGGAGAAAUGUGGCUGUAUAUCGAGCUUGGCGUUGUCCUAAUUGUCAAAAACAUCUGCGCCGUGGGUGGUCUAUCGAGCGUCAUGUUGCUGAUAACCAACUCGGCGCCAUCAAACGCCAGUCUAGGCGCCCUCAAUGGCAUCGCCCAGACCCUCUCAGCACUGGGUCGCAGCAUUGGACCAUUUGUGUCCGGCGCCCUCUUCACACUGUCGACAAACGUCCACCCCAAGGGCGAAAUCCUCGUGUUCACCUUGUUCGGCGGGCUCGCCGUCUGCGGCUGGGCGGCGUCCCUGUUCAUCAAGAGAGAUGGCCUCGAAAGCGACGACUGGAUGGGGUCCGACUCGGAGCGGCAGUCAGAUGAAGAGGCUGCAUGA